CGGAGGCAGGGGCCGAGGUGGCGGCCAGCUGCGCGCCUUGAGUGCCUGACCCUCCGCUGGGCACCUGAGCGCCGCUGGCCCGGCCUGCUGCCACUCUACGCGCAGCCAGCUGGGCGUUCAAACAUUUUAUUUAAUUCGAUACCAGCCUGGGUUGCCAGGGGUCAUCGCCUCUCCGGAGCCCCGUGGCAUCCGGAUGGAGGCCACUGCAUGGGUACCCGCUCUCCCGGGAAGGAGUAGGGGGAAGAGCUGGGUUGCAGAGGGAAGAGAAGCGCCAGGGAGAGAAGGGCCUAGCCCUCUGGUGAACAAAGCUCGAUCAGGAGGUGUCGUGCGAAUACCGGUGACCCCUGUGAGGCCAUCGGUCUCCGCGCCACGCUGGGCAGGGUCCGGGAACCAGCGCGCGGCGGCUGUCGCCUUCCCCUGCACGCCCGCACCCGGACCCUGGCCGCCGCCAGGUGUUACGGGCGCGCCGCCCUGGUCCGCUCAGUCGGACCCGCAGCCGCCUCCUCUGCCAGGUUCCCUCUUGCCAGCUGCCCCGAAAACCCAGAAGGGCCGGUGGCUCCGAGCCAAGGCGGACCUGGUCGGGCGCCGGGGCCGGGGGUUUCUUUCCUAUUUUCUUUUGUGCAAUUGUCAUGAUUAAUGAUAUCGACUCUUUUACUCAAACACUCGAAUCGGAGCCCCAGCUCUUAGCCCGGAUGCAGCCACUGCCCGCGGGACCCCUUUAACACCGAGAGCGUCCCCCGGCUCCGGGGCAGGCAGAGUCGAGGGGGUCACCCGGGGCCUCGGCGCGCUCCCCCUAGCGGAGAGCCUCGUCUUCCGGCCGGCAAGGGAAGGAGGAGGCUGGAGAGAGGCGAGGAGGCCUCGGCGGCCCUCGGGCGCUGCGGGCUGGGGACUCCGGGUCCCCGGGACACGCGCGGGGGCGCGGGCCGCGGUGGCUACGGGCAGGGGGCGCAGCCGCGCUCCUUCCUCUCCGCCUGCGCCGCCUCUGCGCGCACUGGCUCUGCGCGGCGUGGCCCGGCCUGCGCGAUCGUCGCCUCCAUCCCGGCGGCCUCCGAGCUCAGCCGAGCUUGGUAGAGGACGGCGGUGGGAACGCUCCCGGCCUACCCCGGAGCGCGGCGGAGCGCGGGCUGGAGGCCGGCGCCGGGCGCGGAGGACUCCCGGUAUCCUUUGGCAGGCGGGCGCCUUGGCUCUGGGGACCUGCAGGAAUCAGUUUAGACUUGAAAUUCAGUUUUUCCUGAAACUGAUCAGAAGUUACUGACACCUUUAUUGGAUCCGUUUUCUUGUCAGGAGCUCACUUUGCAGCUCUCCAGCUUUUAUAGCAUGCUGUAAACAAUUGUGAAAGUUGUUUUUCAAGAAACAGAAAGAGUUGCAACUUUUUUCUAGUAAUAGAAACUUUUACACUGCAUUCAAUGCCUAACGUUGCAGAAACAGAAAGGUCAAAUGAUUCUGGAAAUGGUGAGCACAAAUCUGAAAGAAAGUCACCUGAUGAGAGUCUACAAGGUGCUGUAAAAUCUUUCUGCACAAGUGCCUCAGGAGCACCCUUGGGUCCCAAAGGAGAUGGUCAUUAUCCAUGGAGUUGUCCAGUGACUCAUACUCGGGAAAAAAUUUAUGCCAUCUGUUCGGACUAUGCCUUUCUCAACCAGGCAACCUCAAUCUAUAAAACUCCAAAUCCAUCCCGCUCUUCUUGCCUCCCUGAUAGUACUUCUUUAUCUUCUGGAAAUAAUUCAUCAAGAUACAUUGGUAUCCCGACGAGUACAUCGGAAAUCAUCUACAAUGAAGAAAAUAGCUUGGAACACUUAUCCAACAGCCUGGGCAAGCUACCUCUCGCAUGGGAAAUUGAUAAAUCUGAAUUUGAUGGGGUGACCACAAAUUUGAAACACAAAUCAGGCAAUGCAAAGAGACAAGUUUCCAAGAAAAAAACUUCAGAUAAAAAAGGAAGAUAUCAGAAAGAAUGUCCUCAGCAUUCUCCUCUUGAAGAUAUUAAACAGCGGAAAGUAUUAGACCUCAGACGAUGGUACUGCAUAAGCCGACCACAGUAUAAGACUUCCUGUGGCAUCUCCUCAUUAAUUUCUUGUUGGAAUUUCUUGUACAGCACAAUGGGAGCUGGAAAUCUUCCACCUAUUACCCAAGAAGAAGCUUUACAUAUUCUGGGCUUUCAACCUCCAUUUGAAGAUAUUAGGUUUGGUCCUUUCACGGGAAAUACAACACUUAUGAGGUGGUUUAGACAAAUUAAUGACCACUUCCACGUAAAAGGAUGCUCUUAUGUUCUAUAUAAGCCUCAUGGGAAGAACAAAACAGCGGGAGAAACUGCUUCAGGGGCCCUGUCAAAGUUAACCCGGGGAUUGAAAGAUGAAUCGCUGGCUUAUAUCUAUCAUUGCCAAAAUCAUUAUUUUUGUCCAAUUGGCUUCGAAGCAACCCCUGUUAAAGCUAAUAAAGCAUUAAGCAGGGGGCCUCUCUCACCACAGGAAGUCGAAUAUUGGAUCUUAAUUGGAGAAUCAAGUAGAAAACACCCUGCCAUUCACUGUAAAAAAUGGGCAGAUAUUGUUACUGAUCUAAACACUCAAAAUCCAGAAUACCUGGAUAUCCGGCACUUAGAGAGAGGACUGCAGUAUCGAAAAACAAAGAAGGUUGGGGGAAAUUUGCAUUGCAUCAUAGCAUUCCAGAAACUUAAUUGGCAAAGAUUUGGCCUUUGGAACUUUCCAUUUGGAACCAUUAGACAAGAAUCACAACCUCCAACACAUGCCCAGGGAAUUGCCAAAUCUGAGAGUGAAGACAAUAUUUCCAAGAAGCAGCAUGGGCGUCUGGGCCGGUCUUUCAGUGCUAGUUUCCAUCAGGACUCAGCCUGGAAAAAGAUGUCUAAUAUUAGCAUUUGGUUAAACCAAGCACUUAAGGGAGUCCGGGAUCGCCAUGGGAACUCAAUAGAAAAUGCUCAUCUUCUCACUUUGUUCCAUCGGCUCUGCAAACUCUUAUUUUUUCGAAUUCGUCCUAUUUUUGUGUUUGAUGGGGACGCUCCUCUAUUGAAGAAACAGACUUUGGCGAAGAGAAGGCAGAGAAAGGACUCAGCAUCCAGUGACUCCAGGAAAACGACAGAGAAGCUUCUGAAAACAUUUUUGAAAAGACAAGCCAUCAAAACCGCCUUCAAAAGCAAAAGAGAUGAAGCACUACCAAGUCUCACGCAAGUCCGAAGAGAAAAUGACAUUUAUGUUUUGCCUCCUUUACAAGAGGAAGAAAAACAUAGUUCAGAAGAGGAAGAUGAAAAAGAAUGGCAAGAAAGAAUGAAUCAAAAACAAGCGUUACAGGAAGAGUUCUUUCAUAAUCCUCAAGCGAUAGAUAUUGAGUCUGAGGACUUUAGCAGCCUGCCCCCCGAAGUAAAGCAUGAAAUCUUGACUGAUAUGAAAGAGUUCACCAAGCGAAGAAGAACAUUAUUUGAAGCAAUGCCAGAGGAGUCCAAUGACUUUUCACAGUACCAACUCAAAGGCUUGCUUAAAAAAAACUAUCUGAACCAGCACAUAGAACAUGUCCAAAAGGAAAUGAAUCAGCAACAUUCAGGACACAUCCGAAGGCAGUAUGAAGAUGAAGGGGGCUUUUUGAAGGAGGUAGAGUCAAGGAGAGUGGUCUCUGAAGACACUUCCCAUUACAUCUUGAUAAAAGGUAUUCAAGCUAAGAAAGUUGCAGAAGUGGAUUCAGAAUCUCUUCCUUCUUCCAGCAAAAUGCACAGCAUGUCUUUUGACAUGAAGUCAUCUCCAUGUGAAAAACUGAAGACAGAGAAAGAGCCUGAUGCUACCCCUCCUUCUCCAAGAACUUUACUAGCUAUGCAAGCUGCCCUGCUGGGAAGUAGCUCAGAAGAGGAGCUGGAGAGUGUAAAUCGAAGGCAGUCCUGUGAAGGGAAUGAACCUGCUACUGUAGACGAAGGCUCCAUAUCACCCCGGACUCUUUCAGCUAUUCAGAGAGCUCUUGAUGAUGACGAAGACGUAAAAGUGCAUGCUGUAGAUGAGGUGCAGACAGGAGGACCAGGAUCAGAACUGCGUAUAAACUGCUCCACUGAGGACAGUGAUGAAGGACUUAAAGUGAGAGUUGGAAAAGGAAUGCCCUUGACUGCGACACUCGCGUCAUCUAGUGUGCACUCUGCAGAGGAGCAUGUAGCCAGCACUAAUGAGGGGAGAGAGCCCACAGACUCAGUUCCAAAAGAACAAAUGUCACCUAUUCACGUGGGGACUGCACCCUUUCCAAUAAGUGAUGAGUCUAUGGUUAAGGACAGAAAAGAUCAGCUGCCUCUGAAGAGCACAGUGGUUAGACAUAGUGACACACUUGGGCUCCUAAAUGGAAAGGAACUGACACCGGCACCUCCAACUCUUAUGAGUUCUGUGUCAAAGAACGAAACACAUGCCAGCGUGCUUGAGCUACAGAAACAGCUUGGCCCAUCUGAGAGUAAAUAUGGUUCCUCUGUUCUUUCAAGUGAUGAUGAAACAGAAUGUGAACCAUAUCCUGCUUCUGAAGUCAUUGGCUCUGUCGGUUUGCAGGAAAUGAGUAGCAUAGUAAGUGUCCCUUCAGAGACAGUAGGCAACUUAGAAAAUGUGGUGUCAUUUAAUGCUAAAGAACAGGAGAAUUUUCUGAAAACCAUUGAAGAACAGCAGGCCAUUGAAUCUGCAGGCCAGAAUUUAAUUUCCAUUCUAAAGCCCAUGGAUUCAGUGGAAAUUGACUCAGAAGAAAGUGAAUCUGAUGGAAGUUUCGUUGAAGUGAAGAGUGUGAUUAGUGAUGAAGAACUUCAAGCAGAAUUGCAUGAAACUUCCACACCUCCCUCAGAACAAGGUGAAGAGGAACUGAUAGGAACUAGGGAGGAAGAAGCCCCUGCUGAGUCUGAGUGCCUCCCGAGGGACAGCUCUGAGAGGGAGGAUGAGGAUGGUGAGCCACAGGAAGCUGAGAAAGAUGCGGAAGAGUCACUCCAUGAAUGGCAAGAUAUCGAUUUGGAGGAGCUGGAAACUCUGGAGAGCAACCUCUUAGAACAACAGAAUUCACUGAAAGCUCAAAAACAGCAGCAAGAACGGAUUGCUGCUACUGUCACCGGACAGAUGUUCCUGGAAAGCCAGGAACUCCUGCGCCUGUUCGGCAUUCCCUACAUCCAGGCUCCUAUGGAAGCCGAGGCACAGUGUGCCAUCCUGGACCUGACUGAUCAGACUUCUGGAACCAUCACUGAUGACAGUGAUAUCUGGCUGUUUGGAGCACGGCAUGUCUAUAAAAACUUUUUUAAUAAAAACAAGUUUGUAGAAUAUUACCAAUAUGUGGACUUUCACAAUCAAUUAGGAUUGGACCGGAAUAAGUUAAUAAAUUUGGCCUAUUUGCUUGGAAGUGAUUAUACUGAAGGAAUACCAACUGUGGGUUGUGUAACCGCCAUGGAAAUUCUCAAUGAAUUCCCUGGGCGUGGUCUGGAACCUCUCCUAAAAUUCUCAGAAUGGUGGCAUGAAGCUCAAAAAAAUCCAAAGAUAAGACCUAAUCCUCAUGACACCAAAGUGAAAAAAAAAUUACGGACAUUGCAACUUACCCCUGGCUUUCCUAACCCAGCUAUUGCUGAGGCCUACCUCAAACCUGUAGUGGAUGACUCGCAGGGAUCAUUUCUGUGGGGGAAACCUGAUCUCGACAAAAUUAGAGAAUUUUGUCAGCGGUAUUUCGGCUGGAACAGAACGAAGACAGAUGAAUCUCUGUUUCCUAUAUUAAAGCAACUAAAUGCCCAGCAGACACAGCUUCGAAUUGACUCCUUCUUUAGAUUAGCACAACAGGAGAAAGAAGAUGCUAAGCGUAUUAAGAGCCAGAGACUAAACAGAGCUGUGACAUGUAUACUCAGGAAAGAGAGAGAAGCAGCAGCCAGUGAAAUAGAAGCAGUUUCUGUUGCUAUGGAGGAAGAAUUUGAGAUACUUGAUAAGGCAAAAGGAAAAACCCAGAAGAGAGGCGCAACAAAUAUAUCGAAAGAGUCAUCAAGCCUGAAAAGAAAGAGGCUUUCAGAUUCUAAAGGAAAGAAUACAUGUGGUGGAUUUUUGGGGGAGACCUGCCUCUCAGAAUCAUCUGAUGCAUCGUCAAGUGAGAAUGCUGAAAGUUCAUCUUUAAUGAAUGUACAAAGGAGAAAAGCAGUGAAAGAGCCAAAAACCAGUGCUUCAGAUCCGCAGAACUCACUGAAGGAAGCUCCUGUGAAGUAUGGAGGUGCGACCACCAGCAGCUCCAGUGAUGACGAUGGAGGGGAAGAGAAGACAGUCCUCGUGACUGCCACGUCUGUGUUUGGGAAGAAAAGAGGGAAACUGAGACGUGUAAGAGGAAGAAAAAGGAAACUUAAUUAAAAAUUAUGUAUCUUCUAUAAUUAGGUAUGACAGCCUUUGUAAUGAAUUUAAGACAAUAAAAUUAACUGUAUUUGCACAGUC
Messenger RNA from Saimiri boliviensis boliviensis (Bolivian squirrel monkey), 6404 nucleotides. The record is from RefSeq and is a predicted model, not a curated record. NCBI's taxonomy places the organism in Eukaryota, Metazoa, Chordata, Mammalia, Primates, Cebidae.